ACUCGGCUUUUGCACUCCGAAGUCUCAUCUCUAUCUCUAGUUUCUAUAUGCGGCCUGCGGGGGGGGCCAGCAGCAGGCCAACUUUUCCACGACACUUUUCGUUUUGAAUUUCAAAUUCGAAAUCAACGAGGACGACGACCACCAUAACGAUGUAAUCAUAAAAUCGAUAAUUGAUUCAUAAACCAGAGGAUAAAGGGUUUUCAAGUUUGGAUUUUUCGUAGGUCUCACGACAUCAAAUUAACCACAACCAUGGGAGAAUCGACGUGCCUCAUGCAACCAUUCUCCUAUGUUUCAGGCAUUCCCAAUGAAGCACAUGAGGGGAACCCAAUUCAUGCACUUGGGCAUUCAAUAUCAUUUGGGAGGUUCACGUCAGAGUCGUUAGCUUGGGAAAGAUGGUCCACAUUCUCUCACAACCGCUAUGUAGAAGAGGCAGAGAGAUACUCCCGCCCUGGCUCUGUUGCACAGAAAAAGGCUUUCUUUGAAGCACAUUACAAGAAAGUUGCUGCUCAAAGGGCUGCAGCCUUGCUUGAACAAGCAAAUGCUAAUGCUGCUGCUGCUGUAGCAUCAGACAAUGCCCCUGAACCCAAAUCUGAAAGCCAAGAUCUGAAGACCGUGGUUCCAACCUCUGAAGUGGUCGUCAAUGAACAAGUAGAAAAGGAAGAGGAAAAGGUGGUCGAAGAGCCAACUAAAAAAGAAGCAGCUUUCACUGGUAAUACCAAUGGGUAUUCAGACACUGAAAUGGACAAACUUGCAAGCAGCAGGGUGCAAGUUGCUGAUAUACCUGCAACUCAUGAACCCCAAGUUUUGGCGGAGAAUUCUGCAGAGCCUGAACUUUCAAGCCAAAUGCACAAUGCUGUUAACGACAAGGAGGAAAAUGGUAUGGAGCUCAGUGGCACACCCCAGAGUGAAAAACCUCUGUUAAAGCAGAGCUACAGCUCAAAUCAAGAAGCUUCGACACCCAUAAAAAGGAAGAAAACAAGACUCUUUACCUCCUCAAAAUCAUCAUUAGCGUAUCAUAAAGCACCCAAGGUCCCAUCUUCUCCAGCCAAACCCAUAGUUUCUAGUUGUUCCAGAAAGGAUGAUAUUCUCACCCCAUUGAGAAAGAAGCCGGCAACAGAAUUGGAGGACAAGAAAAGAUCAACUCCCAAAUCACUUCACAAGUCAGUCAGUUUCACACCCAUCAGGGAACUUUCCAGAUUGACUUCAACAGUCAUCAGGAAGAUUGAAAAUUCAAGAGUUGGUGCUAGUUCUUCCAAGACAUCAAAAGAUUGCAUGACUCCUCUAAGAACUCCAACUACGGUAUCUAAGAAUGAGGUGCACAAGCGUUGUACAAAAACCCCAUGUUCCGAAAAGAGAAGGGCGAAAACACCACUUGAUCCCUCAGCAAGUGGAACCAAAACACCUCUGUCUAGAUGGCGCUCACUCCGUACAGAUUGUUCAAAGUUUUUGAGUGCCUGCAGAAACAAGGCGCGGUCCCCAUUUUCAUCUGCCCCUUUCAACUUAAGAACAGAGGAAAGAGCUGCAAGUAGAAAAAAGAAGCUUGAAGAAAAGUUCAAUGCUAAUGAGGCACAAAAGGUGCAGGUACAAAGAAAACUCAAGGAGAAAGAAGAAAUAGAGAUUGGAAAAUUUCGCCAAACCCUUUGCUUCAAGGCCAGGCCACUUCCUGAUUUCUACAAAGAAAGAAAAUCACAAAAGAGUGAGAUAGACAAGGUUCGCGUGGCUCAUCCUCUGCCACAGAAGCUAGGGAAAAUGUCCACUCUCACUCCAACUCCAAGCGUAGUUGAGGCCUCAACGUCUCUAUCUCCUAGAGGAGCUCCAAUCAAGAGCAGUGGCACCAAGAAUGUCCAGGGAAAGAAUAAGCGAACCUCAACUUGUUCUCUCAUUUCACGAUCCUUAAAGACUACUCGUGAGAAUACAUCUCCAAACAUUCAGCUGGGAUAACCCAAGCUUAAGAAGCCAAGUUUCUGUUGGAGCAGAAUUUAUUGAGAU
Molecule: messenger RNA, 1989 nt
Organism: Prunus mume (Japanese apricot)
Lineage: Eukaryota; Viridiplantae; Streptophyta; Magnoliopsida; Rosales; Rosaceae
Product: protein WVD2-like 7
Source: RefSeq, a predicted model, not a curated record